CCAUGAAAGCCAUCAGCCCGGUGCGAUCCGUCCGGAGCUGCUACGAGGCCGUCUGCUGCCUCUCGGAGCAGAGCCUGGCCAUCGCCCGGGGGAGCAACAAUAAGAGCCCGGCCUUGGAGGAACCCAUGAACUUGCUUUACGAUAUGAACGAUUGCUAUUCCAAAUUGCGGGAGCUGGUGCCGGGCAUCCCGCAAGGCACCAAGGUGAGCCAGGUGGAGAUCCUCCAGCAUGUCAUCGACUACAUCUUCGAUCUCCAGAUCGUGCUGGAGGAGGGGGCCAAGGGCCGCGACCCCUCCUCCGAGGCCACCCUGCUCUCCCUUAAGGCGGCCGAGCUCGCCUCUGAACUCUGCUCCAAAGACGAGAGAAGUUUGUGUCACUAACGGCUCCUCCAUCAG
Nipponia nippon (crested ibis) is the source of this 395-nucleotide messenger RNA. Lineage: Eukaryota; Metazoa; Chordata; Aves; Pelecaniformes; Threskiornithidae. The record is from RefSeq and is a predicted model, not a curated record.